AUGUUGACCGUUCGUUCACUCCUAGUCCUUGGGUUGUUGUGGGCUGUUGAGGCAGCGCCGCAGAAUCGGGGUGGUAGGGGUGGUAGGAAUGGCGGCGGACAGACGGCACAAACUGCUCAGGACCAAGCCGCCCAGAUCCCGCAGGGUAUCUCUCAGGCAACAGAUGGUUCAACCAUCGUGGACACCACCGCAACUAUCAACGGCCUCGACAUCCGCUUCAAGAUCUCCGGCCCCGCCGACCAAUUCACAACGGCCUCAGGUGUUGAUGGAGCCACCCAAGUCGCCGGCGCCCAAGGUGCUAACGGCCUCAACGUGCUUCUUCACGGCGAUGGAGGUCAAAGCUUCUUUGACAUGCCUAAUCAAGCCGUACAAGGCAACCUCAUGGGCGUCGCCGUUCUUGCCCCCGACCCGAACCUCUUCUGGGGCGGCGGCUCGGGCCUGGACCGCACUGACGGCGUAGCCCACGCCCAAGCGGUCAACGACCUCAUCACCGACGUGCUCCCACAGAUGAUGGCGUUCAACAGCUCCAACGUCUUCUUCACGGGCGUGUCCGGUGGCAGUCUACUCCUCAGCGGUUUCUUUGUCCCCGCGCACAUGACGAAUUUUAAAGGCAACGGCGUGAUGCUAAACUGCGGUGCUUUAACACCACAAGUGAAUUUCGUGGAUGCCGACGCCGUCAUGGCCAGCACACGGAUUCAUUACCAGAGCACGCAGCAGGAGUUGACGCUGCUGCAGCCUGCGAUCCCUGAGGCAAUCCAGACAUACGAGCAGGCGGCUACGGCCGCGGGGCUGAGCGUGGCGCAGAUCGGGCAGCUGCAGACUGUGGAUAAUACGCCCAAUUCGGGACAUUGCGAGUUUGAUGGCGCGGACUUUGUCAAUGGCGUGCAGUUGAUGGCCAAUAGCUAUGCGGCCAUUAUGCAGGGCGGGAAUGGCCGUGUGGAUGGGAUUGGGAGUGUCUUGAACCCCGUGCCGGGGAACGAGAACUUGCAAUUUGCGGCUGCGAAUAAGCGGGGGAUGGAUAUGAAGCUGAAGAUCUGA
Molecule: messenger RNA, 1038 nt
Organism: Pseudomassariella vexata
Lineage: Eukaryota; Fungi; Ascomycota; Sordariomycetes; Amphisphaeriales; Pseudomassariaceae
Exons: 3
Coding region: 1-1038 (345 amino acids)
Source: RefSeq, a predicted model, not a curated record